Molecule: messenger RNA, 461 nt
Organism: Drosophila persimilis
Lineage: Eukaryota; Metazoa; Arthropoda; Insecta; Diptera; Drosophilidae
Exons: 1
Coding region: 1-405 (134 amino acids)
Source: RefSeq, a predicted model, not a curated record
AUGUGCUCCAAUCUGGGCGACUUGUUCGCCUGCAUCAAGCCGCAGACAGAGACAGAGACAGAGCCGGAGACAGUGCCUGAGACGCCGGACAGCAUGGGGAACAGCCAUCGGCGGAGCAUGCAGGUGGACGACAUGGAGGCAUACGAUCUCGACGAGCAGUUGCACCAGGAAAUGCUGCGGGAGAAGGAGGAGCGCCGCCUCAGCCUCGGGAGCCUGGGCAGCCUCUCCAAGCGACUGGUGCGCGCUCCGAGGCCCAAUCUGCCGCCUUCGAAGCACCUGCCCGUCCCCACCUGCAUCCGUCCGCCCGCUCGCGGGAAGCGCGCCUCCUUCGAGACCCUGGAGCGCUAUGACCAGGUCUUUAGCGCUCCCUCCGGAUCCGACCGCUGCAUUCCCGAUCAGUUCUAGGGGGAUUCGGAGUAUGGGGCUCGGAUUAAAGGCCGGCCAGUCGGCAGCCUAUAGCA